Molecule: messenger RNA, 12489 nt
Organism: Anoplophora glabripennis (Asian longhorned beetle)
Lineage: Eukaryota; Metazoa; Arthropoda; Insecta; Coleoptera; Cerambycidae
Exons: 5
Coding region: 1-12489 (4162 amino acids)
Source: RefSeq, a predicted model, not a curated record
AUGUAUAAAUUAUUAUGUAGUAAUAUUACCAAAUCGCAUAGAUCCCUGACUAACUUUACCGGAUACUACAGGAAGGUGGCUCAGAAAUGCAACAGGGGUGCCUCGAGCAGCAAGAAAUUCCUCUCGGAGACGGACCUCCAGAACAAACAGGGGGUAGAAGAAGGCGCCGACUCGGUAGAGUGCUCAGAAGAAGCCUUGGAGACUGAGAUAAAGUCAGAUAAGAAAACCAAAUCCUACAGUUCCUUUUUUACCCAGAACAUCAGUAUCACUCCCCUGAGCCGUCCUGAAGUUAGCGCCGAACAACUCAUCGCUACAACUGCCGCACCUUCAAGAUUUUUCCAUUCCUCCACCGUGGAUAACAAAUGCAGCACCGCGGCCUUCAAAAAACCCUUCAAAAACAAAGAGGCAGAAAAAUACUACCAGUUGGCUGUCGAACAAUGCAUGGAAAUCAGAUCAAAAUUUGAUAAACUCCACCAACAAUCCAACUUUAUGAUACGACCUGCUGGACUUAACUUCGAAGUACAAAACGAGUUCGAGCACAUCGACACUAAGAACAACAAAAACAAACCGAAGCAAAAGCCGCUGAAGAAAAUACACAAAGAGAAAUUAAUGAAAAUACCCGAGCUGGAAAAAAUCGCCGAGAUGAAGACUGCGAAACCCAGAUCUCAAUUCAAACAGAGCAAAAUAAGGAUAACAUACCCCACCCACAUCGCGAGCUACAAGGUGGGUACUAAUGGAUUCAAGAUGCAGCAUACACUCAAGCAGCAGGUAGCGAAGAACAACCAAGUCAAGACCGUUUACAGGGAUCCUGUACCGGAGCCGUUACAGUUGAAGGUAAAACAUGAAACAUCUACAGAAAAAGACAAAGCCGAGGCUCAAAAAUUAAGGAACAAGACUUAUCAAAGACGUCUGCAGCGAAAAUGCAAUGAUGAUAACUCUGAAUAUGCUAAACAGCAGCUAAAAUACAACAAAAGCAUGAUGCAGCAACACCCCACCGUCCGAAAGGCAAAUUCCUCGGUUAGAAUGGCGUUCAAGAACAGAUACAAUAAGCUGUUGCAGAAGAGCGGCCUGCUGUAUCAGGCCCCAACUAAAACCAAGGAAGAGGACAAAGAUCAAGCAGAAAACCAUGACGCUAAGCGACCCACAAGUCCAAAACCAGCUCCAACCUAUAGAGACGCCGAGGAAGUACUGUUCAGAAGAACAGAAAUGCAAGAGCCGCAAGUGACUGAACACCCCAUAGCCACCGCUAAGCAAGCAAAAGUUGAAUCUUCCUUAAAAUACCCCAAACGAAUCCUGUCCGAAAAGUCUGAAAAUUACGAUAUCGACGCUACCUGUAUCAAAAACAGCAACCGUUCAAAUGUCACCACGACCUAUGGCGAUUUCAUCGCAGAGAGUGAAGAAAAAGUAAAACACUUUGUUGAAACGCAUAAACAAGAAGCUAAAGAGCUAGAAGAUCAUAAAGAUAGCAAAGGAAGCCUAAAAACAAUCGAGAAAAUACCAAGUUCCGAUGGAUUCGGUGAAUAUUUGAGGAAGCUAAAGGAGCUGAGGGACCAAACAGCCGUUGAAAGGUUGAAUAUCAAAAAAGUUGAAAUGCCGAAGCAGGAUAUGACAAAGGCCGAUAGUAAGAAGAUAAAAGAGGUGGUGACGAAAUUAGAGGAUCAAAUCGACAAAACUCCUAAAGACGAAUCUGAAAACGUUGUUGAAGUGAAAGCAGAAGUCAAGUCAGAUAUCAUUAUAGAUAAAGACAAGGGAAAGAUAAAACAAUACCCGAUAUCAGAUAAAUUCGUCGUGAAAAAGGAUGAAGACUCCCUCAUACGCAAAGCUGUGAACGUUAUAAGAGACACAGUAAUCAGAAGAACUAGACCUAAGAAAGCAAAAGUACGAAGUCAAUCGGUGGAACACUUGAGGCAAGAGAAGAGUUCUGUAACCCAAUCUAUCCCCUUAAAAAAAGUGAGAAGCGAAAACCUUAUCAAAAAAGUUCCAUCAAAAUCAGCAAAGCCCAAGACUGAUACACCUCAACCCAUAAUACGAUCCGCCCCGUUAAAGACCAAUCGAAACGAGAAUCUUUCUAAGAAAAUUAAAUCGAAACUACCAACGCCCAGCAGUAACAAAUCUCAAGAAAAAUACAAGUUUACUAGACAGGAAGUCUCGAAAGAAACGAGUAAGGCUGGAACAAACCCUCUGAAGAAGAUAAUGGACCAGUACAGGGUACCAUGCAAAACAGAAUUUAAGAUAUCUAUGGCGGAGUUAAAGAGAAUCAACAGGAGGAAGAGGAGAGAACGAGAAAAACAACUGUUGGAAGAAGUGAAGUUACAACACAGGAAACUUGAAGAGGCGAGGGAGGCCGUGGUGAAAGAAAAAGAGGCUAUAAGGGAUCACAAAUAUAAAUUAGACAGCAAAAUAUCAGAAAGUAAAUCUAAAGAAGACUUAGCAAUAGCUGAUGAGGAGUUAUUGCAACAGAAAGAAGAAAUAGCUUUAAAAGAACUAGAAAAAGACGUUCUAAAUAUGCAAGAAAAUCCAGAGCUAUUUGCUGGUAAAGCUCAAGAGGAAAGAGAGGCACAUGACACAAAAACAUAUUCGGAAGAGGAUGGUCCGAUUUUGAAGGAAAAAGAAGUACAAGAACAAGUCUCCUGUAGCACCACGGAAAUAAAAGAUGUGAAUAAUCUACAAAAUCCAGAGCAAAAUGUAGAGAAAACUGCUGUUCUGGAAGAAAAUUUGGAAAAUGUGUCAGACAAAAGGAUAAAUCAACAAAAUAAAUUGUUAGCUGAAGAGAACUUAGCAAAACUAAAAGAAUAUCCAGAAAAAAAUAAAGAUAUGAUUGCAGAAGAAAGAGGACAAAGACUGAAAACACGAGUAGCAAAUAAAAUAAUAGAAAAGAAAGCGAAGUUGGAGCAGAAUGUUCCAAACGCAAAUUAUAUUGGCCCAAAAAAAUAUUUAGAAAAAGCUUCUGAUAAAAAACAACCAUUAUAUAAAAACAACCAAGAGAUAAAUAAAAAAGCACAAGGUCCUACCAAAAUUGAAUUUCAAUAUAUGAAGAGUCAAAAUAAAUUAAAGACAAAGAAAGCUAAAGUAAAAACUCAAGUUUUGGGAAAAAGAAAAAACCUACUAACCUCCGAAGAAGCUUCCGAAAAACUUACCGAUACAACUUUAAAGAAUAAAGAAAAUCAUUUACUAACGGACGUAGAAAAACCCUAUAGCAAGAGACUGAAGGAAAUAGAAAUACAGCAGAUAAAAGGAAGUACGGAAGAUCACAAAGCUAUUGCAGGAAAACCUGCUUGCAAUAUAUUAAAGGAAAAUGCACAAAAGAAAAAUUUCCAAAAAGUGGCAAAAAAAGUGACAGAACAGAGACAGUCUUCAGCAGAAGAUCUAAAAAUUAUUUCAAAACAAAUUGAGAAUGCCCUUUUAGCAGAAAAAAGAAUGGAGGUAUCACAAAAAGAUGCAGACAAAGAUAAUAGUAUAACAACAGAAGAAAAAUUAGAAAUAUAUCCUGACACUAGUGAAGAAGUUAAAGAAAAAUAUAUUUUAGACACUAAAUCAAAGUCUGUGAUACACGUACAAAAAGAACCUGCCAAAGAAAAUUUAGAAAACACACCAGAGAAGUUAUCUGAGGAAAAUAAUAAAAAGGAUUCAAGUACUGAGUUAGAAAAGUCUAGUACGCCUCUGAAAGAAAAAGCAUUGCAGAUGUUAAAAGAAAUCGCAAGAAAGACUGGUAGUGAGGAGAUAGAAGAAAAGAAAAAUCAACAAACAAAAAAGAGUUUAGAAAAUGAUAGUAACACUCUACAGGAAGUUAAAGGCAAGUAUCUGUUAGAAGCUAACUUAAAUAAGACAGACAGGAGUAUACUAAGAGAGACAGUAAAAGAAAAUAUAAAAACGGCAAAUACCGGUUCUGAGAUAACGAGGAGUACGAAAGAAGCUGCUGUGAAAGGUAAUAGCGAAAAAAGGGAAGAAACAGAACAACAUAAAUUGGAAAAAGGUUCAGAAAAACCCACCGAUAUUGUUCAGGAUGUUAAAGAAAAGUAUUUGCUAGAAGCUAAUUUAAAAAAGGUAGUCAAUAACAUACUGCAAGAAGAGACAUUAAAAGAAAAUUUAGACAGGAUGCCAGAAAAAUCACCUGCAAAAAGUAACUUGAACGAGUUAAAAGUUUCGAAAGAAAUUGAUAGUAUGACUUCAAAAGAAAAAGACAUGCACAUGCUGAAACUAGAACAAGAAGAGAACUUAAGAGAAAGUUUAGAAAAGCACAGCAACAUUGCUCCAGACAUUAAAGGAAAGUAUAUGUUAGAAAAUAGUUUAAAAAAAUCUACCGACGAUGUCCUCGAAGAACAGUCACAGAAGGAAAAUGUAUCGAAUCCAUCAUCAUUGGAAGAUAAUUUGGUAAAAUCAGAUAAUACUUCAAAACAAAACUUUAGCCCAACCUUAGAAGUUAAGGACAAGGAAGAGCAGACAUUAAAAAAGGAUGCAGAAAAAUGCGGUAGUACGGUGUCCGAAGAAGAAAAGAAAGAGACGGCAGAAGAGAGGGCAAAAAUUAAUAUCAGCAAUGUUCUGGAAGAAAUAAGAAAACACAUUCCACAUAUAAAUAUAAAAAACCUAUUGGAAGAACAAACGCCAAAGAAAGAGAAAAAUGUAUCAGAUUCAAAGGAUUCUCCACAACAAAAGGAAUAUAUAGUGGAAGACAGAGAAAAAAUAUGCAAAAAGACAGAAGCAAAGGAUGUACAAAAAUUGGAAAGGGACCUAGAAAAAUAUUCCCCAGAAACAAGAGCUAAGACUACACUGAACGAACAACCUUCAUAUAAUGAAAAAUCAUUGCUUGAUAACAGUAUGCAGGAAAAAAUGGCAGAAAGUAGCGCCCCACUUUUUGUCACGAGAAACAAAUUAGAAGGAAAGCAACCUGACGCCAAGCCUCCAAUAAAAGAAAACAGCAUGGUAAAUAAAAUAAACGAGUUUCAACAGGGAAACCUAAUGAAACCGAAAGAAGCCAGUACGAGAUUAGUGAAGCUGGUCAAGAAUAUUGAUCUUAUGAAGCCCACACAAAAGGUGGAAGAGAAAAUUGAAAAGUCCACAGUUCCCGAGAACAGACCGACGAUCAGGAGAGAACAACCACCUAAACCUACAGACAAACACAAAAAGGAGAAGCCCAAAUCGAAGACGGACAUAGUUUUACCCCCCAAAGGCAGAAACGACCCGAAAAUGCAACACACAACCAGGAAUGCCACUUUGGAUGAUCCAAGAAGGAAUUUUAUAGAAGAGAUCAACGAAGCACUUAGUAAAAUUACUCACUCAUCGCUAAGGAGAGAAGAAACCAAGAAAUGUAAAUCUUUAGCGGAUUUGGCUGAAGAACAAAAGGCUAAAAUACUGAAAGAGAUAGAGGUGACAUGGAACAAAGAAAAUGAUAAGACAAGAGAUAAAAACGAGGCUUCAAAAGAUGAACUAGAAGUAAGUUCAAAGGAACAAGAGGAAUUAGGAACAGCAAACUUAAAUAAACUAAAAAACGUUAGGGAGUGUUAUGAGAGCAUCAUAGAUAUGCAGGAGAAGCGUAAGCUAAAUGUGGACAAUGCCACAUUCUGCCUAAGUGUGACAAAAAGUAGAGAUGGUAUUAAAAAUAACAGCACUUGGAAUGAGGAACAUCCUAGAUUAAUCGUCAAAUUAAGAUACAAGGGUGAAAAUGAAUAUGAAAAACCAAACGAUAUGUCAACAAAUUGCAGGUCAGAAUAUGCUAUGGGUAAGUCCGCCAGUUGCUUUACAACACCCCAGAAGACUUCAAAGGACGGAACAUCGACAGAACCGCAGAUACCUAACUUUACUGUACUUAAAGGAAAUUCCGACAUGCCACAAUUUGACAACGGUGAAGGUUUGUCGGCUUUACAUUUUAGGAGAACGAAAAAAGCCAGAAUCGAAGACGAUUUCUUAAAAAUACAACCUAGAGUCUUAAAUGUUGGAUACACCCCAAAAGAAGACUCAUGGCACAGCCAAAACGACUUGGAUUUUAACUUUACAAAGCUGAAAAAAGCCAGAAUUGAGGAUGAUCAUAUCAUGUAUGAAAUAAAAGACGUAAAGGAAUCCCCAGAACAAACACACAAUGAAAACGAUGUUGAGGAAGCCAAAGCCGACAUAGUAAAUGAAAGGUGGUGUAGUAAUGGAGAUACAGCUUUUUGCUUUCAAAAACAACAACGAAAAAAGAUAGAAGAUGACACGCGAGUAAAAGAAAUUCUGUCGGGAAAAGGUGAAUACGAUUCUAUUAAAAAAAUUUCAUCUCAAAGUACCAUUUUAGAUCAAUCGAGCAGCAUUGGGAAGGAGGAGAUUGUCAGGAAAGUGGAAGCAAAGUUUGAAGACCUAGAGGAUGAAAUAAAUAGAUCAGUCAAAGAGGAACCUCUUAAAAAUCUUUCGAAAACAGAACGUAGCAAAAACGACACAAAGACUGCUACUGAAAAAUCAGAUAUAAAACACAAAGUUGAAGCCAGUGGUUCUAAAAUACCAGUUAAAGAAGAUUCUCAAAUCAAAACCAAUAUAGAGAAAUUGAUAAAUGUGAUGAAGAAAGCUGACAAAGAACUAGAAGAAGUUCUAAAAGUCUAUGAGAUCCUCAAAUUGCCCCAAACCCAAUAUCGAACUCUAGUUAAGCCUGCAGAUUACAACAAUACAAAACAGGACAAUGUUGAAAUGAAAGAAGAAUGUUUAAAGUUUAAAGAAAAUAUUGCACUACUAGCUGGUAAACAGUCCAAAAAUAUCAACAAAAAACAAGACAAAACCGAAACAAAAGAAACCAACUUAAAAUUAAAAGAAAACACUGAAUUGGUGGCCACAAAAAAGACUGAAAAUUACAAUAGCGUAAAACAUGACAAGGCUGAAACAAAAGAAAGAUGCUUAAAGUUAAAAGAAGGUACUGAAGCGGUUGCUGUUAAAAAGAAUGAAAAUUACAAUAGCGUAAAACAUGACAAGGUUGAAUCAAGAGAAAAAUGCUUAAAGUUAAAAGAAAGCACUGAACUGGUAGCUGUUAAAAAGGCUGAAAAUUACAAGGGUGCAAAACCAGACAAAGUUGAAACGACAGAAAGAUGCCUAAAGUUAAACGAAGGCACUGAAGCGGUUGCUGUUAAAAAGAAUGAAAAUUACAAUAGCGCAAAACAUGACAAGGCUGAAACGAAAGAAAGAUGCUUACAGUUAAAAGAAGGUACUGAAGCGGCUGAAACCAAGGAAAGAUGCUUAAAGUUAAAAGAAGGUACUGAAGCGGUUGCUGUUAAAAAGAAUGAAAAUUACAAUAGUGCAAAACAUGACAAGGCUGAAACGAAAGAAAAAUGUUUAAAGUUAAAAGAAAACACCGAACUGAUUGCUGGCAAAAAGGUCGAAAAUUACAAUAGCAUAAAACAAGACAAGGCUGAAACGAAAGAAAAAAGCUUAAAGUUAAAGGACAGCACCGAACUGGUAGCAGACAAAAAGACUGAAAAUUACAGUAGCACGAAACAAGACAAGGAAAAAUGCUUAAAGUUAAAAGAAAACACCAAAUUAGUAGCUGUCAGAAAGGCUAAAUCAACAGCAAAAGAUUCAAAAACAUAUAUGGUGUCAGCUAGUGGAGAAAAGUGUUCCAAUAAAGACAACAUGGGGAUUAGAAACGAAACAGAAAAGGAAGGGAGGGAUAAAGUUCCAAAGAAACUAUCGACACCUCAGAGUGAGAAAAAGGAAUGUAAAUUAAAUGAAAAGUCAACAAAAACCACUGUUAAACCACACAAAUAUUUGUUAAUGGCUGGCAUCCAAAAACAAGCAAAAAGACAAUUAAGAGGAAGCAGUGAAGAAGCAAAAGGUAACAAUAACAAAACCACGACAGGAUGCGCUCAGAGGCAACCGAAAAGAGCGAAGAUCUGUCACAAAGACGAAAAAAAAACAGAUAGCACCACUAAAACUGGCAAGCAGGAAUGCAAUGAAAAAGAUAUACUAAAACAAUGCAAAAAAAGUUCUGGUAAGAAAAAUCUGCUUUGCCCCCCUGUAAAAAUUAAGAGUGCAAAGCUGGAUUGCAGCAAAUACGAAGACAAGAAGGAAAUCAAAGAGCCAGCCCUUGACAAAAAUGGCUCACCUCAAAAUAGCGGUGGCGAGACGAGUAAAGAAUAUUCUGACAGUAAAUUGAUUGUUCAAAUGUUUACGAACGAUGGUAAAGAGACGUUAGGGAACAAAAUUGUAGUGACUUGCAACAACUGCCUACCAGGAGAGAGUCUGAAUGAGAGAGAUAAGACUGAAGAAAGAAGGGAAAAACAGGAGAAGCCAGUUGAGAUCCCAGGUAAGAGAAAAACUAAAGUAAGAGCUCAGCCGAUGCAUGGUACCAACAUUCGGCAACAAGAAUCCAAAAAUAUACUAGUUACGAACACCGUAGAUGAAUCCAGAUCAAAAGCAGUGAUACAGAUAUCAAAUGAUUUAGAGCAUACGAACUUUGCAGAACAACUCUGUAAAAGUAAACUGAAAAUUAUAACACUUGCGAGGAACGUAAGGGAAAACAUUUUUCAAACGAAAUAUAUGUUGGACAAACAGAUAGAGGUUUUAGAAACCAUCGCUUUACCACACCUAGGUGCCUCUACAGUAACAACAGACUGCACCAACACUAUUCUUGAGGAUAAAUGUGAUACAGUUGAAGAAAAAGAGAAAGAAAUAGUAAAUAGGGACCCGUCUGGGGAAGUUCUCUAUAGUAAAGGUGAAAAAGUAGUUACAUUGUUCGAGAAAAAAUUAAUGGACGUCAGUAAGACGUUACUCCAAGGAAAAUCAGCGCAUGAUUUGGAAAACGAGGAAUUCAAAGGUUUUUCUGGUCAAACAGAGAAUAUGGAGGAAUCUAAUGGCUGUACGUCAAAAGGAAACUUAAAAAGUAACAGUGGAGACUGUAAAAAAAGCUAUUCAGAUCAAAAUCAAAUUAAACACGUGAAAUUUGAAAAUUCUCUAAUGAAAUUAGAAGGCAAGGAACAACAACAAGACUCUAAAGAAAGGGUUGUGAACCAUACAGAAGAAAAACUAUUCAAAUUUAGCAACAACUAUUUAGACUACGCGUAUAAGAAAGUCAGGCACAUACUAUCAAUAGUUAAUGAUGAAAAUAUAUAUUUGGCGGAAGAAAACAGUGGAGCUAACAAAGAAAUACAAAAAUUAGGAAAGAUAAAUAAGGAUGGAAAGUUGCCAGAGGAAAAAUCAGAAAGUAAAAGUUUGGUUGAACUCAAACAAGAUGAGAUAUUGGAAAAAAAUAAAGAAGGUAAUAAAUUGUUAGGAAUCGAAUAUUGCGAGUAUCAGAAUACAAAGAUCGACAGCAAAAAACUAGAAUCAGAGAUCGAGAAAUGUUGCUUAAAUUGGAAAUACAACACUAUGGAAACAAACAUCAAACACAACUUAGAACAAAAACUUCACAUGAAGAAGUUGGGAAAAGUAAGUCAAGAAAUUGGCCAACAAGGGGGAGAUGAAAAUGUCCAAACAAAGACAGAACCUACCGAAAAUCAGAACACUGAAGAAAAUGAAUUAGAAAAGAAAAGCGAGCAAAAUUUUACUGAUAAAAAAUUAUUAAAAACUCAAAACUCUACCACAGAAGUUGGAAUAAAACCAAACUCGAUGUUAAUAGCAUUAGAAAAUAAAAGCACUAAUGUGACAUCCUCAAUGAAGAACCCAGGUUCAAAUCAACUACAAUCAUUUGCAUCUCUCUGUAACCUGGAAGAAAAUUCAUCAAAAAGUAACAGAUUAACUUCGAUAACAGAGCCAUGCUUAAAAUAUUUCAGUUUCAACAUAUUACACAACGAUACUAAGCCAGAGGAAAAAAGCAAAUAUAAAUAUACAAGUCAGAGGAUAAGACAACAUUUAAUAAGAAAGAACAAUUAUAUUGAAAAUAAGGAUGGAAAGUUGCCAGAGCAAAGAUCAGAAAGCAAAAGUUUGGUUGAACUCAAACAAGAUGAGAUAUUGGAAAAAAAUAAUAAAGAAGGUAAUAAAUUGUUAGGAAUCGGAUAUUGCAAGUAUCAGAAUACAAAGAUCGACAGCAAAAAAUUAGAAUCAGAGAUUGAGAAAUGUUGCUUAAAUUGGAAAUACAACACUAUGGAAACAAACAUCAAACACAACUUAGAACAAAAACUUCAUAUGAAGAAGUUGGGAAAAGUAAGUCAAGAAAUUGGCCUACUUCAACAUGGAAAUGAGGUUUUUGCAAAGGAAAGGGGAGAUGAAAAUGUCCAAACAAAGACAGAACCUACCGAAAAUCAGAACACUGAAGAAAAUGAAGUAGAAAAGAAAAGCGAGCAAUAUUUUACUGAUAAAAAAUUAUUAAAAACACAAAACUCUACCACAGAAGUUGGAAUAAAACCAAACUCGAUGUUAAUAGCAUUAGAAAAUAAAAGCACUAAUGUGACAUCCUCAAUGAAGAACCCAGGUUCAAAUCAACUACAAUCAUUUGCAUCUCUCUGUAACCUGGAAGAAAAUUCAUCAAAAAGUAACAGAUUAACUUCGAUAACAGAGCCAUGCUUAAAACAUUUCAGUUUCAACGAUAUCAAGCCAGAGGAAAAAAGCAAAUAUAAAUACACAUGUCAGAGGAUAAGACAACAUUUAACAAGAAAGGACAAUUAUAUUGAAAUAAAUAAAACGAAAGAAAGCGAGAAAAGACCCUGGCAUGGCAAAGAUAGAUCAUUAUAUAAGAAGCAAAAGACUGGAAUUGAAGUUAUUGGAAACAGAUAUAAACCACAACAAAAAAAUGAAUACACAUACACCAGUCAAAAAAUAAAACAGUCUUUGAUGAGAAAAGAAGAAAACAAUAUAAAAAAUAAUACAAUGAAUGUGAAUAAAAAGAGAAUCCGGGACAUACAUGAUGAAAGUGUAUCGAGGACAUCAUCGCAUUUGAAAAAGAGACAAAAAACAGUUCCUAAAAUUACCGAAAAGAGGUACGUUAUUCAGGAUUAUUCUGAACUAGGAGCCAGAAGGAAAAAAAUAUUUGCUAACAUCAACGAAAUCUCCCACAAAACUGGUUCUAAGCUAGAGGUUACUAAAGAAAAACGCAAGGUUGAAAAGCAGGAACAAGAGAGGAAAGUCAACGAAGACAGAAAUGAGAACAUAUCUCAAAUUUCUGGCAUACUGCUGGAAGUAUCACCAGAAAAUACUGAUAUGAAAUGUCAAAGUGAAAUACAGACUGCAAGUGAAAGUUGUAAGCAAAAAAGGGAUUUAGACGAGGAAAGUAGCAACAGCGGAAGUAAAGAACUGUUACCACAGUGUUUUGUGAAAAGCAGGGAAGACAUCCAGAAAACAGUCAUGGGGUCACUCAGUUUCUCCGAAAAAUUAAUGCGAAAGUUAUCGCCAAACAAGAUGGAUUACGAUCCAACGAAAGGUCCAAUGAAAGCCCGUAUCGAGCAGAUCUUUAAGAAACACUACAAGGAAGAGGAAACGAUCUACAGGUUCAACAAAAACCUUAUAAGGCACCUACAGCAGCUGUGCGAGAAAACCCCACUUGUGUUUCAGAAGCCCAGAGUUACGGAAAUAAACGAAAUGCAGAAAACGCUGUACAAGUUCCUAGCGACGGAGAUGAAGAAACCAAUCAGUGAAAGUCCCGUGGGAUUUUCUUUGUUCAAAAAGUGCAACAAGUGGGAAGGCAUUGUUUAUUAUUCUAAAGAUAAACAAAAAAGGUUACCAAACGAUUCGUCAGAGAAAGAACCAAAAGCAGUGUCGAAAAGAAGCGUAACGUUCUUCAUCGAAAAAGCACCAAGGGAUAGGUACAAGAAGGAAAGCUCCGAGGUGCCCCUUAAACCUGUAACGAGAUCUUGCGAACGGCUCUGCAUGCCGCUGAAAGCUAUAUCUCAAGUAGCCCUGAAACCAUCGGUAGAAGAAAUGACGACUUUAAACAAGUAUCACAUUGGAAAAACGAAUGCAAUUUCUACAAUCAUUCCCAACAUAUUGGACAAGUACAAGGGUUUAAAAAUAACAUACAUAAACAUAAAAAGACCUAUGAGGAAGUCCGAGGAAGGAUUCCUGCCAACAAUCCUCACUAUGAGGGACAAAAACGAGUUGAAAGCUUUGGAAAAGGCCAAUGAUCCUGAUACCAUAAAAAGGCAAAUCUUGGAGUUCAGAUACGAAUUGUUGCGUAAGUUACACAGAGAGUUUAGCGCUUUGUAUGAGAAAGACGUUAAUAAAAACAUUGGAAAAUUUGAGAUAGUGUCAAAGUACUACAAGUCGGUAAAAGCAAAUUUAAAAAACAAGUUGAAAGAUGAAGUGGUGACGAAACUUCAAUCGAAAUCGAUGGAUGAACUGUUAGGGCCUUCUUCCAAACCAUCUUUUGAAAGAGUUUCUCGCUACUACAACAUCAUAAUGGACAAGAACAAGGAGAGGGAUGGAGAAGGAACGAGCCAAGAGGUUUGGAAUAACGCAAAUACUCUUGUACAGAAGUUAUCAGAGGAAACCACUGAGAUCGACAAGAGCAGGAACGACUGCAAAGGGGUGGAACAUAUUUUAACGAAGAGCAAGAAGAAGGAAAAUAAUGAUGAAAAAGAUCCAGAGGAUCCCAAAAAACAGAAUUAA